GUGGUGCAGUAGUACUACGAGUGCAAACGACUUAUUUUUCUUGUCAGAAACGUGAUAAUCCCGGUACCGGAAACAGGAAACGAAGUUUGGCGAGCAUGCGCGCACAGCCGCCAAAGUCACAUGACGGAGUAGAAACCACCAUGGCAGGAGCAAGGGAUCGUAUGCAAAGCACUCAUCGCAUCAAGGAUGCAGAGAAGGAGACGGAGUUCGGAUAUGUCUAUGCUGUGUCAGGACCUGUUGUUACAGCACAGCAGAUGUCUGGCUCAGCUAUGUACGAGUUGGUGCGUGUUGGACACUCAGAGUUGGUGGGUGAGAUAAUUCGUCUAGAAGGUGACAUGGCCACCAUCCAAGUCUAUGAAGAUACUUCUGGUGUUACCGUUGGUGAUCCUGUACUCCGCACAGGCAAACCACUGUCUGUAGAGCUUGGCCCAGGAAUCAUGGGCAGCAUCUUUGAUGGAAUCCAGCGUCCCUUGAAGGACAUCUGUGACUUGACGGAGACUAUCUACAUUCCUAAAGGCAUCAACACCCCAUCGCUGGAUCGUAAGAAGACAUGGGACUUUGACAGUCUACACGUAAAGGUUGGCAGUCAUAUCACUGGUGGUGACAUAUAUGGAGCAGUUCAUGAAAACACCCUCAUCAAACAUCGAUUGAUGCUGCCACCGAAAUGUAAAGGGACGGUUACGUUCAUUGCGGAACCAGGAAAUUAUACAAUUGAGGAUGUUGUGUUGGAGACCGAGUUUGAUGGUGAAAAAACGCAAUACAGUAUGUUACAAGUGUGGCCUGUACGUCAGAUGAGGCCUGUCAGUGAGAAGCUAGCUGCAAACUACCCACUGCUAUGUGGACAGCGUGUCCUUGAUUCGUUAUUUCCAUGUGUUCAGGGUGGAACGACAGCCGUUCCAGGUGCCUUCGGAUGUGGCAAGACAGUCAUUUCGCAAUCUCUCUCAAAGUAUUCCAACAGUGAUGUUAUUGUGUAUGUUGGCUGUGGAGAGCGUGGCAACGAGAUGUCUGAAGUAUUGAGAGAUUUCCCCGAGCUGACCAUUGAUAUUGGCGGUGUGACUGAAUCAAUCAUGAAGCGUACGGCCCUUGUAGCAAACACCUCGAACAUGCCUGUAGCAGCAAGGGAGGCCUCCAUCUACACUGGUAUUACCCUGUCUGAGUAUUUUCGAGACAUGGGAUACAACGUAUCGAUGAUGGCAGAUUCAACAUCACGAUGGGCUGAGGCAUUGAGAGAAAUCUCUGGACGUCUUGCUGAGAUGCCGGCUGAUGCUGGUUAUCCAGCUUACUUGGGUGCCAGGUUGGCUUCCUUCUACGAAAGAGCAGGAAAAGUUAAAUGUCUUGGAAACCCAGAGAGGGAGGGAAGUGUUACCAUUGUUGGAGCUGUGUCUCCCCCUGGUGGUGACUUUGCUGAUCCUGUUACGGCUAACACCCUCAGUAUCGUGCAGGUAUUCUGGGGUCUUGACAAGAAACUUGCCCAGCGUAAACACUUCCCAUCGAUCAACUGGCUCAUCAGCUACAGCAAGUACAUGAGAGCACUUGAUGACUUUUAUGAGAAGAACUACCCUGAUUUUGUUCCUCUCAGAACCAAGACCAAAGAGAUUCUGCAGGAAGAAGAAGACUUGUCUGAGAUCGUACAGCUGGUGGGAAAAGGCUCCCUGGCCGAGUCUGAUAAGAUCACACUUGAGGUAGCCAAACUCAUCAAGGAUGAUUACUUACAACAGAAUGGUUACACACCCUAUGACAGAUUCUGUCCAUUUUAUAAAACAGUGGGCAUGCUACGGAACAUUAUCACAUUCUAUGAUCUGGCACGUCAUGCAGUUGAAGCAACCGCCCAGAGUGACAACAAGAUCACAUGGUCCAUCAUCAGGGAGAGUAUGAGUGACACGCUCUACAAACUAAGCAGUAUGAAAUUUAAGGAUCCAGUCAAAGAUGGCGAGGCUAAAAUCAAAGCAGACUUUGAGGAGCUGUAUGAGGAAAUGGCACAAGGUUUCAGGAACCUGGAAGAUUAGGCCCUGCUUCAGCAUUAUAAAAACAACCUAAAUUAUAAGAGUCUGUAGACUCCAUUUAUAAUACUUCACUGACAUUUUUUCUUGUUGUUUUGGCAUCGGUUGUUAGAUAUAAAAAAAUAUGAUGAACCUCCACAGUGCUAUAAAUUCACUAGCUACCAAUCAAAAAUAAUAAUUGCGAGGAGUUACCAGUGAAAAACCAUUUGCUUGGAUGUGUACAUGCCAAGUUCGUCAUCCCUAUAAAAACUAAUUAAGUAGGCCAGGCACAAUAAUGUGACUGUUCACUGAAGCUACAGCCAGGUCCAGAAGUAUGUAUCGGUUUUGGCACCUUACGAACUGAUAAGGAACCGGCCAGAAACAAAUAGUCGCCUUGUGUAUUGCACGGUUUGUACAUCAAAUCUAUAGCCGCGAUGACCUACUGACCGACAAUCAUUGGCCGACUUGACACGACGAUAUGAACCGAGGAUGAUGAACCGACACGAAUCGGGGAAAAAAAUUACGGGCUGCGUCCUCACCAAUGACGUGAUGCCGGGCGGGCGGGGCAAACAUUUAUUUAAUUCAGAACACCAGGAUAUUUUGGCCUUCAUGAUUGGCAGCAAUUAACAACCCAGAAGAUAAUAAUCCAAAGCUCUCCAACAACAUUUAAGUCCAAGGCGCAAUUUCUGUGCUGGCAAACUUGCAAACUUAUCCUGACAACUGCCCACCAAUGGCGGCCUAAUCAAAAAAAACAUGCAUCCUCGCAUCCAGUUCAAUCUAGAAUCUGCAACUGCUUUUCCCUAUGCUAUUCACAGUGAUAUCUUUUGAUUUGACCUGGAAUCGGGGUUCACCAUCUGCAUCUCAUUUUGAUUAGAAUCGGCCCAGUUUUAGGAGUCAGUCGUAUCAAAUUUCAACAUCUUGCGAACACAUCAAUGGACUCGCCGCUAUAAAUCAUCUAUGGCAAUUUAUCAUCCUGGCGCUUUUGAUCUUCAGACUUGCCGCUUCUUGGAGGGCGAUUCAGCAGUUUCACUGCUGAUCAUAACGUCAGGAGACAGCUGUCAAUUAAUGACAGGCCGCAUAAAAUUCAACUUUCCUUCUUUUUUGAAGGAAUUACCAAUGUCUAUUUUAAGAAGUAGUUUAAUAGUUAACAUUUCAUCCAAAUUUGAUUUACGGACUCUCUCAAAACAAAUAUUUGAGAUAAAGGCGCAAGGCGCGGGGACAGCAUAUAGAACAUUCUCCACGUACAGAGACUGGAGAUGCAACUAAUCAAUAUGCAAAUAAACACCUGUUUCUUAUCAUUGUGAUGCGUACCUUGGAGUAAUCAGCCUAUAGUUUGGUUGCUCUGUGCGUACACUGCACAUUUUUUAGGCAGUUUGUCUUGGAGUGAAGUGUACCUGUGUGUUCUGUGGAAUGCAUCAUUGAAAAUAUGUUGCAAUAGAAGAGUUUGUCUUUUCAUAGUUCACUCUAAUUUUGCUGGAAAGAAGUGUACACAUGCAUUGAUUUGUGUGUUGUGUCCUCGCAUUUUGUUUGGACGGGCGGCGUAGCCGGGACUACCGGGUUGGACUAGAGAAUUAUUUUUUCGAUCAUUUUGGAUGGGCUGUUUUGGAUAGAUACCGGCAGGUAUUAGAUUGGAGAAAAAUGGUAAGAUAAAGGGCCUUUUUUGAUCGUCCACCUGACCUUUCCACCAGUAGUUUUCCCGCGAACAUCAUCUGUCAUUCUGUUGCGUGAUGACAGGACCGGGCCUCGGUCAAUGUCAGUGAUCGCAGUCAUGACACGAUAGAAUCCAGCCAGAGUAUUGAUUAGGAACCGACCGAACUGGCGAUAUACUGACCAAAGAAAAUCAAUACACGAACCGAUAAAAUCAGAACUAUGAACCGACGAUUAUAAGGACACGGACCGCGGUUCAGUCUGUGAUUUGUCAGUUCAUCGUUGUGUCAUACUCAAAUAAUAGCGUUACGAACCGACCAGGAAAUGAUGAGAAUACGGUACAAUGCGAUACAUACUUGUUGACCUGGCUGUAGAUUAAAGGCCAAACUGAAGCACAUUGGUUGAUGUAAGAGUUCCCAAGUGGUCUCAGAAUAUUAAUGUUUUUAAGGAAAAACAAUUUUAAGUCUUGUUUUGAUUGCAGCAGACCUCGGUGUUGCAACUAAGAACGGCUAGCUUUAAAUUUGAUGGCAAAAUUUAAAAUACAGACUGUUUUAGAAGAACAACCACUUAAGUUUGCUGGUUUAAGGAAUUUUAAACCAAUACAAACAGGAAAUCCAGAUUUAUAUUUUCAUAAAGUCUAUGUAUACACAUACAAACGUUUUCAGUGGCAUCCUGCUAGCGCUCAUCAGAUAUAGUGAGUAACUAUUAUCGAAACAAGCAUUUAUCGUAAACAAGACCAUUGGCAUUACAUAUAAAUACACAAUUGUAAGUAGAGUACACAACAGGUCAGGAUUAGAGGGAUUUAAAAAAUUCCUAAAAAGAAGAAUGACACUUUUUGAGCUAGUUGUUUGUUUAGGACUGGCUUUUGUUCCUUAAAUGAGUAAAGCUACUUUGAUUAUCAACACAUAAUAAGACUGGGUGGUGAUCAACACAGAGAAAUUAUCUUGGUUUGAAUU
This is a messenger RNA of Lineus longissimus, 4582 nucleotides long. Its product is annotated as V-type proton ATPase catalytic subunit A. Bases 96 to 2006 code for a protein of 636 amino acids. The transcript has 13 exons. NCBI's taxonomy places the organism in Eukaryota, Metazoa, Nemertea, Pilidiophora, Heteronemertea, Lineidae. Gene Ontology annotation, cellular component: lysosomal membrane; proton-transporting V-type ATPase, V1 domain. Gene Ontology annotation, molecular function: ATP binding; ATP hydrolysis activity; proton-transporting ATPase activity, rotational mechanism. The record is from RefSeq and is a predicted model, not a curated record. Gene Ontology annotation, biological process: ATP metabolic process; proton transmembrane transport.